Messenger RNA from Anarrhichthys ocellatus (wolf-eel), 3542 nucleotides. RefSeq names its product phospholipase C, delta 4a (gene plcd4a). The transcript has 16 exons. Gene Ontology annotation, molecular function: phosphatidylinositol-4,5-bisphosphate phospholipase C activity; calcium ion binding. Gene Ontology annotation, biological process: intracellular signal transduction; lipid metabolic process. The record is from RefSeq and is a predicted model, not a curated record. Lineage: Eukaryota; Metazoa; Chordata; Actinopteri; Perciformes; Anarhichadidae. Gene Ontology annotation, cellular component: plasma membrane. Bases 176 to 2446 code for a protein of 756 amino acids.
CAGGUGAGCGUCACAGAGAGGACACUCUGGCUUCAGUCGUCCUCCAUCACUGCAGCUCGGCAUGCAGAGGGACGGCAGCAGCUCCCGGGCCAUCUGAUCUGUUCCAGCUCUGCAGCACCGACCGGGACUCAGGGAUGAUCCUGCAACAGAUGGCAGAAGUGUGAGACAACAACGAAUGGCUUCCACACUGUCUGGCCUCCGCUUCCAGGGGGAUGACAACCUCCAGUCCAUGCUGGUGGGGACGGUAAUGAGGAAAAUCAAGUCUCGUACCUGGAAGAAGCAGCGCUACUUCAAACUGCAGGACGACUGUAUGACCAUCUGGUACACAUCCAAGAAGGCUGGCAACACUCACUCCACAUUUUCAGUAAGUGAUGUGGAGGCAAUACGAGAUGGACACCAGUCCGAGGUGCUGCUCAGCAUCGCUGAUGAGUUCCCAGCGGACCGAUGCUUCACACUGGUCUUCCGUGGUCGCAGGGGCAACCUGGACCUGGUGACCGAGUCAGCCGAGGAGGCGCAGUCCUGGAUCAGAGGCAUGAGGAAGCUGAUCGAGAACCUGGAGAACAUGGGGGAGAGGGAGAAACUUGACCAAUGGAUUGGUGACUGGUUCAGGAAGGCAGACAAGAACAACGAUGGCAGGAUGAACUUCAAGGAAGUGCAAGACUUACUGAAAAUGAUGAAUGUGGACAUGAACGAGCACCACGCUCACCGUCUCUUCACAAUGGCUGAUAAGUCCCAGUCGGGUACACUGGAGGACGAUGAGUUUGUGCUCUUCUACAAGAUGUUGACCCAGCGGGAUGAUGUACUGAAGGUUUUCCAGGAGUACUCGGUUGAUGGCCAGAAGUUAUCCCAAAGUGACUUGGAGGACUUUCUGAGAGAGAAACAGCUGGACGGGGUUGACAUCCAGCAGCAUGCCAAGCAGCUCAUUGAGCGCUACGAGCCGUCUGACACAGCUAAGCUGCUAAAUGCCAUGACAUUUGACGGCUUCUUGAUGUACCUCGGCUCAGCUGAGGGGUCCAUCUUCAACCCACAGUGGCGGGGUGUCUUCCAGGACAUGAGCCAGCCGCUGUGCCAUUACUUCAUCUCCUCCUCCCACAACACCUACCUGAUGGAGGACCAGCUCCGAGGGCAGAGCAGUGUGGAGGGAUACAUCAGGGCUCUGAGUCGUGGCUGUCGGUGUGUGGAAGUGGACUGCUGGGAUGGUGCCAAUGGAGAGCCCAUCGUUUAUCAUGGACACACCUUCACCUCCAAGAUACUCUUCAAGGAUGUAGUCAAUGCAGUGAGCAACUAUGCCUUCAAGAUAUCGGAAUAUCCAGUCAUCCUGUCCAUCGAGAACCACUGCAGUGUUGAGCAACAGAGAGUCAUGGCCCGACACCUCAACCACAUCCUCGGUGACAAGCUGCUGAAAAGCACACUAGACGGCAAGGCCCCCGUCGGGCUGCCAUCUCCUGAGGAUCUUAAGAGGAAGAUUCUCCUGAAGGCAAAGAAAAUCGGUGGUCUGGAGGAGAGUUUCAACGGGAUGGUGGAGGACUCUCAGACCGGAGAGGUCAGCGAUGAAGACGAGGUGGCUGAAAUCAACGAAGAUAACCUCCACCGCGAGAGUGUCUGUCGCAGGGUAAAGAAGUCAAAGCAGCGUCUGUCCAAGGAGCUGUCCGACUGUGUUGUUUACUGCAAAAGCGUCCACUUCAGUAACUUCAAACACUCCCGCAUCCACUCCAAGUUCUAUGAGGUGGCCUCUUUCACGGAGUCCAAGGCCCGCAAGCACCUGAGAGAGGCUGGGACCGAGUUUGUGCACCAUAACUCCCGGCAGCUGACCCGGGUUUAUCCCAGUGGCUUCCGAACGGACUCCUCCAAUUUUAAUCCUCAGGAAAUGUGGAAUGCUGGGUGCCAAAUUGUUGCGUUGAAUUUCCAGACAGCCGGGGAGGGGAUGGAUCUGAACGACGGACUGUUUGGUCAGAAUGGCAGCUGUGGCUAUGUCCUCAAGCCCAGUUUCAUGAGAGAGGUCGAGAAAAGAUUUGACCCUGAGACACCCGAACAAAGGGAUGGCUACCAACCUGUCAUCCUCACUAUACAGGUGAUCAGUGGUCAACAGCUGCCCAAAGUCAACAUCAAAGAGGAUGCCAUCGUGGAUCCUCUGGUCAGAGUGGAGAUCCAUGGUGUUCCUAUGGACCAGGCCAAGCAGGAGACCAGAUACAUCGAGAACAAUGGAUUCAACCCGGUGUGGUAUGACACUCUGCGCUUCACCAUCCACACUCCGGAGCUGGCCAUGGUGCGCUUUGUGGUGGAAGACUACGACAAGACCUCUAAAAAUGACUUUGUGGGGCAGUACACACUCCCUCUCGGCUGCAUGCAGCAAGGUUAUCGUCACAUUCACCUGUUGUCCAGAGAUGGAACCGGUAUUCCUCCUUCCUCCUUAUUUGUACACAUCAGGAUCACGGAACUGGACUAAUCCUUCUUGGCUUCCCGAACACACAGAGGUAUUGGAAAGAACCUCCCCGGCACAUGUUAUGUAGUUAUGAGAGUAGAGUCAUUCCUUCCUUAGAGAAUACUAAUAGCUCCUAAACUAGUAUUUUAUUCUUAUUUGAUGUGAAUAAAUAUUAUGCCAAAUCUUCUAGAGGUCCUUUAGGCAGCAGAUGGAUAUGCGAUCUGCAUGUUUUCUGUUUUGCUCACUAUAGUGUGUGUAACUUGUCCCUGUGAUUGACUUGAACUUUGCUGCUCAUGUUUGCUGUACUGUGUCCGUAGCACAAGUAUUUGUUUCUGUUGAAAUGUUGUGUUGUAGAGAAGAACGUGCCACCAAUGUGUUUGGAUCAGGAUGUAUAUACUGUAUAUCCUGUCAGUAUUUCCCUUUAACCCACAGCACUUCAUCAUCACUGUGUGACCGCUACAGUCCUCAGCUUUCACUGUGGCCAACAUGCAAAGCUCCAGCUACACAGACAGCAUCAUAGUCUCCUGUUUGGAACAUGUAAGAGGGGGAACAGUGUUUGUAAAGUAUACUACAAUAUUACAUUUGUCUUGAUAUCGCCGUUAUUAUAGUGUUCAGUCAUGUUCCUCUGUGCUGCUACAGACGUUUGUCUCAAAAUCUCAAAGUACCAUAAAUAUUUAACAUAGGUGUAAAAACAGUAUUCUUUACAGUGUAAGAGGUUUAUAAUUCAGAGGUCAAAUAACCUGUUUAGAUUAUUAGACACUACCAGAAAUGACUUGAAAGACAACCAUAAACUAAAAGAAGAUGCACCUUAAAUGUACCUUUGUGUUCUUCACAGGGUUGAGGAUGUUGAGCUUCAGCAGCUGGAACUAUAUACAGAGUAGCACAGAGGUCCUGGUGACAACUUGCAAAACAAAUAAAUUAAAAUUAAUAAUUUAGGCCAAAAACAUCAUCCUGUUUUCUCAGAUUUGAAACUGUCAGUCAGGUGUUUAUUGGUUCACACCUUUGAUUUAAAGAAAUGGUUAUAUUUGCACUGUCUACUGCACAUUAGUUCAGUAGAGGCUUCAUAGGGACCCGGUGUAGGAAUGGCUGAACCAGUAAGUUAAAUAUACUGUUUCAGAAC